This is a messenger RNA of Caenorhabditis briggsae, 231 nucleotides long. The record is from RefSeq and is a predicted model, not a curated record. Lineage: Eukaryota; Metazoa; Nematoda; Chromadorea; Rhabditida; Rhabditidae. The coding region runs from base 1 to 231 and encodes 76 amino acids. The transcript has 2 exons.
AUGAGGCCGGUUUGCACCAAUUACUCUCCAGUAAAACUUCCAUCAGACGAAGAGUUGGCACAAGCAAAGAGAGAAUCUGUACGUGGCGCUGAGAACGACGAAUACGAUGAGGACAUGGAGAUUCCGGAAGACGAGGAAGAGGAAGAGCAGGGACCGUCGGAGCCACGGGGACCGCAGCGGCAGGUGGUUGUUGAUGAGGAUGGAUGGACGACGAUUACGAAACUACAAUAA